AUGGCUCUCGACGGAUCAGGCGGCUAUGUUCCCGCUCAGAACUUACAGGACCUUGGGGAAAACUCCCUCCCCAUAUUCAAUGUCGAAACGGUCGCUUUACAGUUCUCCAUAGCCUCGGAUUUCGUCGCUGCCCAGGUCGCAAACAAUGUCCUGGUUCUGGCCCUUGCGAAUGGGAGGAUCCUCCGUAUAGACCUCGACAACCCGCAGGAUAUAGAUGACAUCGACCUCCCAAAAAGAGCUUCCGAAGUUGGUGUUAUUCGGCGCAUGUUCCUCGAUCCUACCGCGUCGCACCUAGUCAUCUGUACCGCCCUUGGAGAGAACUAUUACCUCCAUACACAAUCACGGCAACCUAGACCACUGUCUCGACUUCGGGGCGUUUCAAUUGAGUCGAUAGCAUGGAAUCCUUCUCUGCCAACUGCAUCAACAAGGGAGAUUUUGAUUGGAGCAUCUGAUGGGAAUAUAUAUGAGGGGUACAUCGAGACAGCCACUGAAUUUUACCGCAGGGAGGACAAGUACCUCAAGACGUUACAAAAGCUUGGAGAUGGACCGAUUACAGGAUUGUGGGUGGACCUUGUAGCUGGGAAACCAGACGUGCGGAGGAUUCUCAUCACUACCCAGAGCCGGAUUUUACACUUGAUUGGGAAGAUUGGCAAGGUCACACAUGAAGGAGGAGCAUCGAUUUUCACGAAGCUUUUCGAAACAGAACAACCUACUGUCCAUGAGAUUUCAAGACUAUCCACUGCAGCGGCGUCAUCUCUUGUGAUAUCGCCCGACUCCCCAGAUUUGAACUCCUAUGAAAGUUUGACGCCGGACCGCAUAUUUGCGUGGCUUUCGUCCCAGGGUGUGUACUAUGGAAGGUUGCUGACAUCGCCUGCUACAAAUGAUCUUGGAAACAAGGUCUUUUCCGAGGCUAAAUUGUUGCCUAGAUCACAACUACCGCCCGCAGAGAAUGUCAGUGGUCGCAAAAAGUCUACGCAAGACUCAAUUGAUUCUAUUGCUUUGACUCAAUGGCAUAUUCUCCAUUUAGUCGGAAACAGAAUAAUAGCUGUGAACAGAUUGGAUGACAGAGUGAUAUUUGACCAGGUUGUGCUGGACCCAGGCCAGGAAGCGUUAGGAUUAUACGCAGAUCAACAGAAAAACACAUUCUGGUUGUUCACUGCUAAGGACAUAUUCGAAAUCACUGUGCAGGACGAAGACCGAGAUGUCUGGAAGGUCAUGCUGAAAACGGAACAUUUUGAUGCUGCCCUUAGAUAUGCUCGAAAUCCAGCACAGAAGGACGCUGUUGCGACAGCAUCAGGUGAUUAUCUUAUCACCAAAGGAGCCUACCUGGAAGCGGCUGGCGUAUAUGGGAAGAGCAGCAAGCCGUUCGAGCAGGUUGCGCUGACCUUUGUUGACAAUGAUCAGCAAGAUGCUCUGAGAAAGUAUCUUCAAACGAAAAUCACCACAUACAAAAAGUCUUCGAUAAUGCAACGGAUCAUGAUUGCGAGCUGGCUCGUGGAAAUAUUCAUGUCCAAGCUCAAUUCUCUUGAUGACACUAUAAUCACCAAAGCAGAGCUUUCAGAAACGCUCAACACAACACAGACGAAAGAUCAGCUUGAUACAGUCCGGACUGAAUUUCAUGAGUUUGUGAAAAAGCACAAGAGUGAUCUCGAUCAAAAGACCGCUUAUGAUAUUAUUAGCAGUCAUGGUCGCGAGGAAGAAUUAUUGUACUUCGCCAACGCAGUAAAUGAUUACAAUUAUGUCUUAUCAUAUUGGAUGCAAAGAGAACGAUGGAAGGAGGUCCUAGAUGUUCUCAAAAAGCAGACCGACCCGGAAAUAUUCUAUCGAUACAGCAGCGGCCUCAUUACACAUGUCGCAACGGACUUAGUCGAUAUCCUCAUGAGACAAUCAGAUCUCAAAACUCGCAAUCUUAUCCCGGCGUUGCUUACUUAUGAUCGAAAUUUUGAAGGUCCCCUCUCAAAGAACCAGGCCGUUCGCUAUCUUUUACAUGUCAUCAACCAGCUUAAUUCCGAAGACGCCGCGGUGCAUAAUACCUUAAUAUCUAUCUACGCCUCACAUCCCUCCAAAGAUGAAUCUGCUCUUCUCUCAUAUCUUGAAUCUCAGGGAGACGAGCCAAGAUUCGACGCUGAUUUUGCUCUUCGACUUUGCAUUCAGCACUCAAGAGUACAGUCAUGUGUCUUCAUUUAUAGCACGAUGGGCCAGUAUCUCCAAGCUGUAGAGCUAGCUUUGGCACAUUCGGAGAUCGACUUGGCCUCAAUUAUUGCAGACCGACCAGUUUCAGAUCCUGCACUACGAAAAAAGCUAUGGCUAGCGGUAGCAAAGAAAGUCAUUUCACAGUCCAAUGGCAUCAAGACUGCCAUUGAAUUCUUAAAACGCUGCGACCUUCUCAAGAUCGAGGAUCUCAUACCGUUCUUCCCUGAUUUCGUCGUUAUCGACGACUUCAAAGAAGAAAUCUGCACCGCUCUCGAAGACUACAGUCGCAACAUCGAUGCUCUCAAGAAAGAAAUGGACGAAUCUUCUCAGACAGCCACAAACAUCAAAAUCGAUAUCGCCGCACUCGAUCACCGCUAUGCCAUCGUCGAACCGGGAGAGAAAUGCUAUAUCUGUAAUCUUCCCCUGUUAAGUCGACAAUUCUUCGUCUUCCCCUGCCAACACGCUUUCCACAGUGAUUGUUUAGGGAGGAAAGUCAUGGAACAGAGUGGUGUUGGGAAAGGGAAGAGAAUUAGAGAGGUGCAGAUGCAGAUUAGUAGGGGCUUGGUGUCGGGUGCUACGAGGGAUGCUGCGAUUGCGGAGUUGGAUGCUUUGGUGGCUAGUGCUUGUAUCUUGUGUAGUGACUUUGCUAUCAAACGGAUUGACGAGCCGUUUGUGACGGCGGCUGAUAAUACUACUGAAUGGGCUUUGUGA
Messenger RNA from Glarea lozoyensis ATCC 20868, 2904 nucleotides. RefSeq lists its product as uncharacterized. Lineage: Eukaryota; Fungi; Ascomycota; Leotiomycetes; Helotiales; Helotiaceae. Gene Ontology annotation, biological process: organelle fusion; intracellular protein transport; vacuole organization. Gene Ontology annotation, molecular function: protein-macromolecule adaptor activity. Gene Ontology annotation, cellular component: HOPS complex; endosome. The record is from RefSeq and is a predicted model, not a curated record. The coding region runs from base 1 to 2904 and encodes 967 amino acids. The transcript has 3 exons.